AUGGGGGUAGCUCUCGCGUGCUGGAACGGCGGCAACGACACGCCCGACGCCUGCAAGACGAGACACGACAACGGCAACCACUGCAACCACCACCACCACAUUGGGCGUCCUGCUAACUGGGACACGUUUCUCGUGCCUUUGGCCACGUCGACGACCGCCUCGUCUGGCAGCCGCCUCUUGUCGGCGUUCUACUGCCGCUUGCUGGCGGAUUCGAGCGACUGUGCGUUCUAUGUGGACACGCGCGGCAAGCGCCUCACGGGGCCCUAUCUCGACCGCAUCGAGUUGGUCGACAACUACUUUGCGCCGCGUCGGGGCCCGACGGGGGACCGCUGCCUCGUCUCACUACGCACAGCACGCGCGGUCGCGCCGAGCGACGACUGUGCCUCGACGUCGUCGACGCUCACGAGCGAACUCGACUACUGGACGGCGUCUCUCGCCCCGCUCGACCCCACACAGCGACGCCACGGGACUCUGCCGCCCGUGCUCGGGCGCUCUGCGAGCGUCGGGCCGCCCGCGGACGCGCGUGUCAAGAUGCACCGCGUCCGUACGAGUCCUCAGCUGCAGGACGACGUGCACUCUGCCUACUCGCAGUCGCCAUGGAGCGCCCAGUUUGGCGACUGUUCGGUUUUGUCGCCCCAGCGGAUGGCGGCGGGGGCUGUCGCUUCUGCGCGCUGA
Molecule: messenger RNA, 675 nt
Organism: Hyaloperonospora brassicae
Lineage: Eukaryota; Oomycota; Peronosporomycetes; Peronosporales; Peronosporaceae
Source: the annotation of a GenBank genome assembly